Molecule: messenger RNA, 6719 nt
Organism: Vitis riparia (riverbank grape)
Lineage: Eukaryota; Viridiplantae; Streptophyta; Magnoliopsida; Vitales; Vitaceae
Exons: 6
Coding region: 124-6396 (2090 amino acids)
Biological process (GO): regulation of DNA-templated transcription
Cellular component (GO): nucleus
Molecular function (GO): sequence-specific DNA binding; DNA-binding transcription factor activity
Source: RefSeq, a predicted model, not a curated record
CGGAAAGUCUCCCGAAGUGAAUUUCUGUCUUUCUUCGACAUUUUCUUAUUUUCUUCUCGGUUCUCUAAGAACGAAACAGAGGAUUAGAGUUACACGUUGGAAAUCAAAUUUCCAUCAGCUUUCAUGGAUUCCAUUCCUAGAAAAUUGUCAGGCUCCAAGAACGGGCAUAAAUUGUACCAUGAGUCGGUUUCCAUUAAUUCAGAUCAUAAUGUUGUUGAGAGAUUCAUGGAUCCUCCUUUCCUCCCGACCAAAUCUCAUCCUUACAACUCGGCUACAGUUUCUGGUGCCAGAUUGGAGGAGGAUUCUGCAGAGGACCGCGAGUUAUCCACUGCAAUGCUCAAGUACAUGGGCGAGAUUCUUAUGGAAGACGAAUUGGAAGACAAGAACUGCAUGUUUCAGGACUGCGUGGCCCUCCUAGCUGCUGAGAAAUCCUUCUAUGAUGUCCUCGGAAACCGGUCUCCUCCUCAGCCUCCGCCCAAUCCUCCUCCAUAUCACGUCCAUCUCCAUAGUCCCGAUGAUGCUUCUGUGCUGGGUUGCAGCAGUUCCAGUGGUAACAGCAAUGCUGCUGCCAACAACUUUGUUGAAUUCGAAAUGGUUGAGUUAGGCCAGUUAGAAGCCUCUCCUGUACCAACGCCUCUUGUAAAUCACAUACUGCAGCCGAAUUCAGAGCUGUAUGAUACUGUUAAUACAUGGAUUCCUUUUGAAGAAAAUGAUGCAGAGGAAGAUAGGAGGUCUUACUCAUCCAAUGGGCCGAGGGGAAGGAAAAAUCAACACCCGGAUGAAGGCGAUGAUUCCCAAGGCAGAUGUAGCAAGCAUUCAGCACUCUACACUGAAGAGCCUGAUGAACCAUCUGAUGAGAUGUUUGAUAGUGCCUUGCUCCCACGUGAUGGUGAAGCAGGCAAGAAGUUGCAUCAGAACGAGCAAUCAAAAGGGUCGAAUGGCAAAGCAGGUCGUGUUAAGAAGAAGCGCAACAAAGGGGAACUGGUGGAUUUGAAUGCACUCUUAAUUCAAUGUGCACAAGCCGUGGCAGCCUACAAUCAGAGAGCUGCAAAUGAUAUACUAAAGCUGAUUAGGCAACACUCCUCUCCUUUCGGCAAUGGAUCUCAAAGAUUGGCACAUUUCUUCGCAAACAGCCUUGAGGCACGACUUGCUGGAACAGGAUUACAAAUGUAUACAGCCCUUGCUACCAAGAGGACAUCAGUUCCUGAUGUGAUCAAAGCCUACCAGUUAUACGUCUCUGCCUGCCCUUUCAAAAGGAUGUCAAAUAGAUAUGCCAAUCGGGUGAUUGCAAAGCUAGCCGAGGGUGCAACAAGGCUGCAUAUUAUUGAUUUUGGCGUCCUCUACGGUUUCCAGUGGCCCUGCCUCAUCCAGUUCCUCUCUUUGAGACCUGGUGGGCCUCCCAAGCUCCGCAUCACUGGGAUAGAUUUUCCUCAGCCUGGUUUCCGGCCGGCAGAAAGGGUUGAGGAGACAGGACGCCGCUUAGCCAAUUAUUGUAAGAGAUUCAAGGUCCCAUUUGAGUACAAAGCCAUAGCGCAAAGGUGGGAGACUAUUAAAGUUGAGGACCUGGAGAUUGACAGAGAUGAGGUGCUUGUUGUGAAUAGCAUUUAUCGGAUGAAGAACCUGCUUGACGAAACAGUAACAGACAAGUGCCUCAAGGAUGCAGUUCUGGAACUGAUCAGGAGGAUUAAUCCAGAUAUUUUCGUCCAUGGUGUUUUAAAUGGAAACUUCAAUACGCCCUUCUUCUUUACACGGUUCCGGGAGGCAUUGUUCCACUUCGAUGCGUUGUUUGAUAUGUUAGAUGCUUCAGUGCCACGUGAAGAUGAAGGAAGGAUGAUGUUUGAGAGAGAGAGAUAUGGAAAAGAUAUCAUGAACAUCAUAGCAUGUGAGGGCUCAGAGAGGAUUGAAAGGCCGGACAUUUACAAGCAGUGGCAAGCUCGGAAUGAGAGGGCAGGGUUGAGGCAGCUUCCCUUAGAGCAGGAGAUACUGAUGAAAGUGAGGAGUAUCGUGAAGAUGGAUUACCACAAGGAUUUUGUGGUGGAAGUGGAUGGCGGGUGGAUGCUCCACGGUUGGAAGGGGCGAGUCAUCUAUGCCAUCUCCUGUUGGAAGCCUUGCCACCACCUUCUAUCCAUGGAUACCCUUCUCGGAGAAUUUUCUGGUUCCAUGCCAGAAUUCAAAUUCGACCACGACUCGGUGUCGGUCUUCAGCUAUUCAGAUCAGAAUCUUGUUGAGAGAUCCAACAAGCUCAGCCAGGGCACCAUGGAUCCUCCUUUCCUACCAACCAAUCAUCAGCCUUGUAACUCGGCCACAUCUGGGGCGACACCGGAAGGGCCUCCAACUGAAGAAGGCGACUUCUCCGUUGCUAUGUACAAGUACAUAGGUGAUAUUCUUAUGGAAGAGGACUUGGAGGAUAAGAAUUGCAUGUUGCAGGACAGCGUGGCCCUCCUAGCUGCUGAGAAAUCCUUCUAUGAUGUUCUUGGUGAGCCGUUUCUCCCUCAACCCAAUUCCCCUCAGUCUAUUGGUCGAAACAUCGAGAGCCCAGAUGAUAAUCCUGUGACAAGUUGCAGCAGUUCCAGUAGUAACAGCGAUGCUACUGCUAAUAGCUUUGUUGAAUCAGACUGGGCAGGCCAGUUUGAAGCCUCCUACCUGCAAACCCCUCUUGUGAAUCAGGUAUGGCAGUCCAAUGUUAUGUCGAAUUCACAGUUCAUAGACUCUCCUGUAAGUGCCCCUUUGAAAGGUGGUUUUUUUAGGGAGAGCCAAUCUGUUGAACGUGUAAUUUAUGAUCUGGAGAACAAUAUAGCGAUUCCUUUUGAAGCGAAUGGAAAGGCUCUGGAGGCGGAAAAGGGUGGUAUCAGAGGAAAGAAAAAGCAACAACGGGGUGAUGGUUAUGAUUCAGAAGAGAGGAGCACAAAACAAUCUGCACUUUAUGCUGAAGAGUGUGAGCCAUCUGAGGUUUUCGACAGUGCAUUGCUUUGUGAAGAUUUAAAUGUGUCUGGAAUUUGUAUCGUUGAGGAGGAAGCAAGAAAGAAAUUGCAGAAGAAUGGGGAAUCAAAAGCUAAUGGUAAAGCAGGGCGUCGUAAGAAACAGGGCAACAAAGGGGAAGUUGUGGAUUUGAGGGCACUUCUAACGCAGUGCGCGCAGGCUAUGGCCGGCAGUAAUCUGAGGUCUGCAAAUGACCUUCUGAAGAUGAUCAGGCAGCACUCCUCUCCUUGUGGCGAUGGGGUUCAAAGGUUGGCUCAUUUCUUCGCCAAUAGCCUUGAAGCACGCUUGUCUGGCACCGGAUUGGAGAUGUCUAAAGCCCUCGUUAGGAAAAGAACGCCGGCUAGUGAUAUAAUAAAGGCGUACAGGUUAUAUGUCACAGUAUGUCCUCUUAGGAGGAUGAGUCAUAAAUUUGCAAAUCGAACCAUAGCAAAACUAGCUGAGCGAGAAACAAGGUUGCACAUUAUCGAUUUCGGUAUUCUCUACGGUUUCCAAUGGCCCUGCCUUAUCCAGCUCCUCUCGUCCAGACCCGGCGGCCCUCCCAAGCUUCGGAUUACUGGAAUAGACCAUCCCCAACCUGGAUUUCGCCCAGAAGAAAGAGUUGAGGAGACAGGCCGAAGAUUAGCAAAUUAUUGUGACAGAUUUCAUGUCCCAUUUGAGUACAAAGCCAUAGCACAGAAGUGGGAUACCAUUCGACUUGAGGAUCUCAAGAUUGAGAAAGACGAGGUUGUCGUUGUGAACUGUUUGUAUCGGCUGAAAAACCUCCUUGAUGAAACAGUAGUUGCCAACAGUCCAAGGGAUGCUGUUCUGAAAUUAAUCAGGGAGAUUAACCCUGCUGUGUUCAUCCAUGGGGUUGUUAAUGGGACUUUCAGCGCCCCCUUCUUCGUCACACGGUUUCGGGAGUCGCUCUUCCACUACGAUACACUAUUUGAUAUGUUUGAGGCAACUGUACCCCGUGAAGAUCAAGAGAGGAUGCUGUUUGAGCGGGAGAUAUUUGGAAUGGAUAUUAUGAACAUCAUAGCAUGUGAGGGUUCAGAGAGGUUCGAAAGGCCAGAAACAUUCAAGCAGUGGCAGAUCCGGAAUGUGAGGGCAGGGUUGAGGCAACUUCCAUUAGACCAGGAGAUAGUGACAAAUGUGAGGAGUACUGUGAAGUUGGAUUACCAUAAGGAUUUUGUUGUGGAUGAGGAUGGUGGGUGGAUGCUACAAGGUUGGAAGGGGCGAAUCAUCUACGCCAUCUCCUGUUGGAAACCUCAUUCUGAAGAUGGGAAUGUGGAAAUUAUGAAGCAGAAGGAUCAAAGUUCUAGUUCUCCGAUCAGCAGGAGAUUUCCUCCUUUGCUUCUUUUGAUCUUCGCUGCCCUUUUUCUGAAGAAUUUAAGUCAUAUUGACGCAGUUAAACUUCUUGCCCUUUUUGAUCUCUUCCUGAACUUCAGUGCCUGUCUCAUGGACCCUCCUUCCCAUCCAAACGAUUCUCAGCCUGGUAAUGGAGCUCAAUCUGCAGGGCCGAGACUGGAAGAGGCUUCCCCAGAGGAAGGGGGCUUCUUCAAUGCUAGUCUCAAGUACAUAAACAGGAUGCUCAUGGAAGACAAUAUUGAGGAAAAGACAAACACGUUGCAUGAUAGCUUGGCCCUCCAAGCUGCUGAGAAAUCCUUCUACGAAGUCCUCAGUGAGACUCAUCUGCCUCUUCGCCAUAUUGAUGAAGCCUCAGCGAAUCCAGAUGGCAAUUUUGUUCAGAAUUCCAGUAGUUCUAGUGCUGCUACCAACUUUGUUGAUUCAAACUGGUUCUCUGAUCUAGGCCAUUUUGGAGCCUCUCUCGAGCAUACCCCUCUUCUUGACCAUAUGUUGCAGUCCAAUUUUCAGUCCAAUUCACAAAUCUUAUGCUCUCCAGGGAACUUCAGUGAUAUCAACCAUGUGCUGCUAGACAAUUCCGUAAGUACCUUUCUAGCUCCUGGUUCAUGUUGUGAGAGCCAACCCGUAGCUCGUGUAAGGGAUAUAUCAGCUCCUUCAGAAUCACGGGAAAAAGCUAGGUUGAAGGGAAAGAAAAAUCAACAUGAGAAUGAUGGUGGUGAUUUGCAAGGGAGGAGUACAAAACAAAUGGCAGUUCAUGCUCAAAAUUCUGAGCCACCCAAUGUUUUUGAUGAGGCAUUGCUCUAUAACGAUUUAAAUAUGUCCAAGCUUUGUAUUAAUGAUGAUGAAGCAAGCAAGAAGUUGCAGCAGAAUGAGCGAUCAAAAGGGUCUAAUACUAAAGUAGGCCGCGUUAAGAGGCGCAGUAAAGGGGAAGUGGUGGAUUUGAGGUCACUUUUAAUUCAAUGCGCACAAGCUGUGGCGGGCAAUGAUCAGAGAGCUGCAACUGAACUACUGAAGCUGAUUAGGCAACACUCCUCUCCUAUGGGUGAUGGGUCCCAAAGAUUGGCUCAUUUCUUUGCUAAUGGCCUUGAGGCACGCCUGGUUGGCCUUGGAAUGAAGAUAUAUGAAGAGUACAAAGCCCCUGCUAUUGAAAGGCCGUUAGCUGCUGAUAUCAUAAGAGCUUACAAGGUAUAUGCCUCAGCAUGCCCUUUCAAGAGAAUGUCGUAUUUCUUUGCAAACUGGAUGAUUGGGAAAGUAGCUGAGAAAGCAACAAGGCUGCACAUUAUUGAUUUUGGUAUUCUCUUUGGUUUCCAAUGGCCUUCCUUCAUCCAGCAUCUCUCACAGAGGCCUGGUGGGCCUCCCAGACUACGCAUUACUGGAAUAGACUUUCCUCAACCCGGUUUUCGGCCAGCUGAAAGGGUUGAGGAUUCAGGAUAUCGCUUAGCAGAUUAUUGUAAUAGAUUUAAGGUCCCUUUUGAGUACCAUGCCAUAGCAGAGAAGUGGGAAAAUAUCAGACUUGAGGAUCUCAAGAUUGACAAAGAUGAGAAGCUUGUUGUGAACAGUUUGUAUAGGUUAAAGAACCUGCUGGAUGAGACCGUAGUGGAAGACUGUCCUAGGGAUGCCGUUCUCAACCUAAUCAGGAGGAUCGAUCCAGAAAUUUUCAUCCAUGGAAUUGUGAAUGGUUCCUUCAAUGGCCCCUUCUUCCUACUUAGGUUUAAGGAGGCACUCCACCAGUAUGAUGCACUAUUUGACAUGCUUGAUGCUACUGUACCACGAGAAGAUCAAGAUAGGAUGCUGUUUGAGAAAGUGGUUUAUGGAAGGUAUUCCAUGAAUAUCAUAGCUCAUGAGGGUUCAGAGAGAUUUGAAAGGCCAGAAACAUACAAGCAGUGGCAGGCUCGGGAUGUGAAGGCGGGUUUCAGGCAGCUUCUUUUAGACCAGGAGAUCUUGUCCAGAGUGAGAACUACUGUGAAGCAAGGUUUUCAUAAGAAUUUUAUGGUGGAGGAGGAUGGUGGGUGGAUGCUGCAGGGUUGGAAGGGGAGAACAAUCCAUGCUCUCUCCUGUUGGAAGCCUUGCUAGGAGUUGCUAAAUGCGAGCAAUGUACCACCCAGAAAGGAGGAUCAUGGUGUAUUAGCAGCAGUAUUCUGUUACUGCAUAUUUCUUACUGUUCCUUCAAUGGAUGAUCACUGUCAGUGGAUGUCGUCUUUGCUCAUAACUCAUAAGCAGAACUUGUGGCAGUUAUUUUACGGCCUAUAGAAUGUAAUGAUAGCAUCUUGAGUAAUUUUUGGUAGCUAAGCCUAUGUAUUCUGGCAAAUAUGAGGAACUUGAACCCCAACAGUGUGUGGUUUCCAUAUCACAUUGCAUUGUAUUAACUUCUUCCUUCUUGACGUCUGAGUUGAUCA